This is a messenger RNA of Sorghum bicolor (sorghum), 1261 nucleotides long. RefSeq names its product tuliposide A-converting enzyme b1, amyloplastic. The coding region runs from base 122 to 1102 and encodes 326 amino acids. The transcript has a single exon. Lineage: Eukaryota; Viridiplantae; Streptophyta; Magnoliopsida; Poales; Poaceae. The record is from RefSeq and is a predicted model, not a curated record. Gene Ontology annotation, molecular function: hydrolase activity.
AGAGGGUAAGGGAAGCAAGGCCCAAAUCUGCGUUGGCCCUGGUUGUUCUAGUCCGCUGCACGCCGCCGCCGCGCAGUUUGCUACGUCGACUGAGUGAGUACUUGCUGCUGGACACUGAGCAAUGGAUUCCGGCAGCGCGGAGGUGAUUUUCGAGAGCCAUUACUUCCGAUUAUUCAGUGACGGUCAUGUCGAGCGUACCGGCGGCAUGGACACCGUGCCCGCCGGCUUCGACGCCGACACCGGCGUCACAUCCAAAGAUGUCGUUAUCGACGCCGCCACGGGCGUCGCCGCGAGGCUGUACCUUCCAUCCAUCCAGACGGUCAGGACGCCAUCGGGGUCCGACGGCGGCUGCACGACGAAGAAGCUUCCCAUCCUCGUCGUCUUCCACGGUGGGUUCUUCAUCCUCGGCUCAUCCCGUGACCCCAACUUCCACCGCUACAUGAACUGGCUUGUCGCGAGCGCCCGCGUCGUCGCUGUCUCCGUCGACUACCGCCUCGCGCCUGAGCACCCGCUCCCUGCUGCCUACGACGACUCCUGGGCCGCGCUCAACUGGGCGGUGUCCGGCGCGGCGGAUCCUUGGCUGUCCGACCACGGCGACCUCGGCCGGGUAUUCGUGGCCGGUGCCAGCGCCGGCGCGAACAUCGCCCACAACGUGGCCGUCGCCGCCGCGGGCAUGAACGGCCUGCAAGCUGCACCGCGCAUAGAAGGCGUGAUCCUACUCCACCCUUCGUUCUGCGGCGAGCAGAGGAUGGAAGACGAAGCAGAAGAGUUCUUGGAAGCUAACAAGAAGAGGUGGGCGGUCAUCUUCCCCGGCGCGAGCAAUGGAUCUGACGACCCCAGGAUUAAUCCGAUGGCGGCCAGUGUUGGCGCGCCGGGCCUGGCGAGAUUGGCAGGCAAGAAGCUGUUUGUCUCCACGGCGUCGGAGGAUGCCAGGGCGCCAAGGGGCCGAGCGUACUGCGACGCCGUGAGGACCGGCGGUUGGACCGGGAAGCUGCAGUGGUUCGAAUCAGAAGGUAAGGGACACUGCUUCUUCGUCCAUGAUUACGGUAGCCACGAGGCGGUCGCGCUGAUGGAUCAAGUGGUGGCUUUCAUUGCUGGCUAGUGGCCGUCGAUAGACCUCUAGGCGAUUUGAUUGUGCAGAUGCAAAUAAAGGAAUUUGCUAAAUUAAAUUUAGUUUUCUUUCAGACUGAGGGUUAUUUCAUUUAUAUUAAAAUUACAAUUUUAGUUCGUUGCAAUUUCUCUAUACAGACAAAAUUUGAUA